Molecule: messenger RNA, 2634 nt
Organism: Sodiomyces alkalinus F11
Lineage: Eukaryota; Fungi; Ascomycota; Sordariomycetes; Glomerellales; Plectosphaerellaceae
Exons: 6
Coding region: 1-2634 (877 amino acids)
Molecular function (GO): protein binding
Source: RefSeq, a predicted model, not a curated record
AUGGGUCCUCAAUGGCGCCGGAUGUUCAGGCGGAGCCCCCGACCGACAUCCCCUCAUCGCGCCCCAUCUCCAGCAAACCCGCCGCAGCCCGCUGCCACUCCCCAGCCCUCGUCAGGCCUCCAGGCGCGGCUCUGGAACCACGCGUACGAUAAGCUCAAGGCAGGCGAACCCAAGAUCCGCCAGAUGGAGCGCCUCGUCCGCGUCGGAUUGCAGAAGACCGCCAGAGAAGCGGCCGUCAAGCAGCAGAUGGGCGAUAUCAUCCAGAUAGUCGGCGUCGUGAGGGGACUCGUCGACAAGGCGGUCCAGGCCUCCCCGGAAGCCGCCAUCGCCUGGGUCGGCGUCAGCUUCGCCCUCGAGGUGCUCUCGAACCCCCUGACCGAGCCGGGCAUUAACCGAAAAGGCCUCUGCUACGUCGUCUCGAGGAUGGACUGGUACUGGAACCUGGUGGACCUCCUCCUCGACGAGCGUGCCGGCUCCGCCUUCAGUGGAUUGCGACAGCAGCUCGAGACGCGCAUCGUCCAGCUAUACCAGAAGCUCCUCCUGUACCAGAUGAGGAGCGUCUGCCUCUACCACCGGAAGCGUGUGGCCGUCUUUUUCAGAGACUUCGCCAUACUGGACGACUGGAGCGGUCAAAUCGACGACGUCAAACAAGCCGAGGCCGCCGUUUGGAAGGAUUCAGAGCAGUACAACUCGCAGCAGGUCCGGUCUCACCUCGAAGGCAUUGCCGGCGCCGCAGAGCGCCAAUUCUCCGAGCUCCAAGGCAUCACCUCCGCCAUCCAGGACCAGACCAGGCGACAAGAGCAACUCCAUCAAGAAAAGAAGGACAAACAAUGCCUGGACGAUCUAUACGACACCGACCCUGUCCACGACAAAACACGCAUCCAGAACACCAAGGGCGGCCUUCUCCGAGACUCGUACGCCUGGGUCCUGGACAAUCCUGAUUUCAAGAAGUGGCGGACGGACACCCGCGGGCUGUUCUGGAUCAGGGGCGACCCCGGCAAGGGCAAGACGAUACUCCUCUGCGGCAUUAUCGACGAGCUGGAGAAGGACCCUGCCCACCCGCUGGCCUACUUCUUCUGCCAGGCAACGGAGCAGAAGCUGAACACCGCCACGGCCGUGCUGCGUGGCCUGAUCUACAGUCUCGUCCACCAGCACCCAUCCCUCAUCUCGCACGUGCGUAAGGAGUACGACGGCGGCGGAAAGCAGCGUUUUGAGGGGCCGAACGCCUGGGAAGUCAUGUCCAAGAUUCUCGAGGCCAUGCUAACAGACCCGAUCGUUAACGCCGCGGUUCUUAUAGUCGACGCCCUUGACGAGUGCGGUGCUGGUCGGCCAAAGCUUCUUGACUUAAUCAUCCGCGUGUCCGCCUCCUCUCGCGCCAAGUGGAUCGUGUCGAGCCGCAACUGGCCGGAUAUCGAGGAGACGCUGGGCAGCACCACCCAAAAAGUCACACUCCACCUAGAGCUCAACGAGGACUCCGUCGCCGCAGCAGUCGAGGCCUACAUCCGACACAAAGUCGAUAAGCUGGCACGACUUAAGAGCUACGACGAAGGAAUCGAGCAACCCACCUUUCUUUGGGUUGCCCUGGUAUAUGAAGAGCUGGCGCGCGACAGCGCUCGACCUUGGCACGCGCUCAAAGCCCUCGAGACCAUUCCGCCCGGCCUCGACGCCCUGUACGAACGGAUGAUGAGACACAUAGGAGAUUCCGAGGAUGCGGAGCUGUGCAUGCAUAUUCUCGCGGUGGCUUGCGUCGUGUACCGCCCUGUGUCUUCGAAGGAGUUGGCAGCCAUCGUCAAGCCGCCCACGUAUUUCUACGACAAUCCUGCAGCCUUGUACGUUCUCGUCGGCUCCUGCGGCUCCUUCCUCACUCUCCGGGAAGACAUUGUGUACUUAGUGCAUCAAUCGGCAAAGGACUUCUUGCUCAGCAAAGCGUCUGGCCAAAUCCUACCACAUGGGAUUACCCACCAGCACCGCACCAUCUUCUUAAGAUCUGUUAAGGUCAUAUCGCGCACGCUCCACCGGGAUAUCUAUAAUCUGACCGCCCCAGGAUUCUCGAUCGACGACCUCCCUAAGCCGCAUCCUGAUCCCUUAGCCCCUGUGCGGUACUCUUGUGUGCAUUGGGUUGAUUAUCUCCAGGACGGCGAUCUCGCGGAGGAACGUACACUAGAGCAUCUCCAGGACGGCGGCCUUAUUCAUACGUUCCUCCAGCAUAAAUUCCUUUACUGGCUAGAGGCUAUGAGUCUCCAGCGUAAUAUAUCACUUACGGUACUCGCUAUGCGAAAGCUUCAGGCGCUCAUCUUAGAAGGCCUGGUUCACGACGCUCAUCGAUUUAUCUUAUCCUAUAAAGGAGCGAUAGAGGCUGCGCCACUUCAACUGUACGCCUCCGCUCUUUUCUUCAGUCCUACUCAGAGCGUAUCGGUAGCCUUCGCGGCGGACGGCACGCGGCUGGCGUCGGGGUCUAGCGAUAAGACCGUUAAGAUCUGGGACGUAGCGACGGGCGCGUGCGUGCAGACGCUCGAGGGCCACGGUGACUGGAUUAACUCGGUAGCCUUCACGGCGGACGGCACGCGGCUAGCGUCGGGGUCCCGCGAUAAUACCGUUAAGAUCUGGGACGCGGCGACGGGCGCGUGCGUGUAG